AUGCAUCCAAAAACGAAGAUGACGGUUUUAAUUUGCUUGAUUUUCUCAAUUUCUAUAUCACUUCUAUUCUAUUAUUUUAAUGUAUCAAGCUCAACAAAACUAGCCUCGAAACUGGAAUCUGAACCCAUAAAACUGCCACCACCGAUUGUAGAACUUCCAAAUGGAACUCACAAAAACCUGCCAGCAAAACAGCUGAUUUAUCGAGGAGAACUGAAUUCGAUGGAUGGAGUUGGAUAUAAUUUCAGUGAUAUUGAUACAACACCAUUUCUCAAGUUCCAUGAAUUGAAUAACUUACCAAAUUGUGAUUUAUCAAUGGAUAAAUUGGAGCCGAAAACAACUUCGGAGAAAUUAUUGAAGGGAUUUCAUCGAUGUGUUGAUCCGAUAUUUGAAAAUCAAUUGAAUCCGUUAGAUGCACGAAAUUUUUCACUAAAAAUUUGUGAUGCUAUUCAAAAAUGCGAUAACAUUGGGGAAUACAAAGAUGUCAAGAUUGAAGCACUCAAAAAUUUGCAUGAAAUUAAGUGGGCAAUUUUGCCAAAAUGUGUGAGUUUUUUUUAAUAAUCAGAGUUACCUAUAAUUAUUUUUUGCUUUCCAGAAAGAGGAUAAUGUUAUGGUAACUUUGGGAAUUGGGCACGAUGUGAACGCUGAAGUGUUGCUCUACCGAACCCUCCCAAAAACCAAAUUCUAUGGAGCAGAUCCAAUAAUCGAGCCAAAUCUUCAACUAUACUCUAGUUUCGGUAAAUUCUUCCCGUUUGCUCUUGGCGAUAAAGCAGGGAUGAAUAGAUUUAAAGUUUUACCAAAUCAAAAUCAGAAAACCAGAGCUUACACAUAUCAAGAUGUAACUACAAUUGAUUUACCGUAUUUCUUCAAAAAUAUUCUGAACUUGACGCAAAUCGAUUUUCUUUGGAUCGAUAUUGAGGGAGGCGAAUUGACAUUCAUGGAUCAUUUUCAUAAAGGAAAACAGUUGGAUGAGUUGGGAAUCAGUGUUUGUCAAUUCAACAUAGAGGUAAGAAAUUCGAAUUUUUCUGUCACAUGAUAAUUUUUUAUUCAGCUUCACCCUGAAUUCUGGCCAAAUGGUUAUGAAAUCACACACUCUUUCAUCAAUCAAAUUCUCAAGGAGAAUCGAUACAUUUUCCUGAAACCGAUGACAACAACAACUGGAGUUUAUCGAUUAUUUUUCAUCAAUGUGGAAGAUGAAAAAUGUGUCAGAAAAUUUUUGCAAUAA
This is a messenger RNA of Caenorhabditis angaria, 1222 nucleotides long. The record is from the annotation of a GenBank genome assembly. Lineage: Eukaryota; Metazoa; Nematoda; Chromadorea; Rhabditida; Rhabditidae.